AUGGAGGCGCUCAUGGCCUCAACGUCAGCGGAGUACCACGAGGCGCUGGGCGCCAAGGAGACCGCGAAGCAAGCCUGGGAGAUGCUGGAGUCGCUGCGCCUGGCCACCUACGGCAAGAAGGUGGAGGACGAGGACCUCGUCACCAAGCUGCUAUGCGUCAUGCCGGUGAAGUACUCGCAGCUCGCCAUGUCCAUCGAGACGAUGUUGGACAUCUCCACACUGUCUCUAGAGGAUGUGGCUAGGCGGCUACGGGUGGCAGAAAGCCGCAGCACGGCAGCCCCGGAGAAAGAGAAGCCCAAGUUGCUGCUGACCGAGGAAGAGUGGACCGCGCCCAUGAAGGACAAGCAGCAGAGAUGGCGCAAGGGGCACGGGAAGAAGGCAAAGGAGGGGAAGCUGAGGCGGAGCAGCGGAUUGCGCCGCAGGCCGUCGAACUUGACGAGUCACGCGCUCGUUCUCCUUGGAGCGGCUGGUGACAAGCUGGAGCAGAGGUGGUAUCUGGACUCAGGUGCGAGCAACCACAUGACAGGGAGCCAUGCCAUCUUCUCCGAGCUCGAUGAGACAGCCACCAGAAGCGUGAAGUUCGGUGAUGGCUCAAGGGUGCAGAUCCGUGGCCACAGCACCAUCCUCUUUCGGUGCCAGAACGGCGAGCAUCAUGCCCUGAUGGACGUUUACUUCAUCCCCCAGCUGUGCACCAGCAUCAUCGGCCUGGGGCAGCUGGACGAACACGGCAGCGAGAUAGAGCAGCCUGUGUGUUUGGCAGCGUCGUGCAAGGAGGAGCCAUGGCCGUGGCAUGGCUGGUUCGGCCACCUCAGCUUCGACGCACUAGGCCGUCUUGGGAAGAUGGUGACAGGGCUGCUGGUGAUCCAGCAUGUCAGCGAGCUAUUAGCUUUUGCAUCAACAAAUCGGCUUCGGACUGACUGUGGCGGUGAGUUCACGGAGGUUGAAUUCACCAUGUACUAUGCUGAGGAGGGAGUAGGGCAUCAUCUCAUAGGGCCCUACUCACCGCAGCAGAACGGCGUGGUGGAGCGACGAAAUCAAACCAUCAUCGCCAUGGCGUGA
This is a messenger RNA of Sorghum bicolor (sorghum), 1059 nucleotides long. RefSeq lists its product as uncharacterized. The record is from RefSeq and is a predicted model, not a curated record. The coding region runs from base 1 to 1059 and encodes 352 amino acids. NCBI's taxonomy places the organism in Eukaryota, Viridiplantae, Streptophyta, Magnoliopsida, Poales, Poaceae. Gene Ontology annotation, molecular function: nucleic acid binding. Gene Ontology annotation, biological process: DNA integration. The transcript has 5 exons.